CUUCCCUCCCCCCUUCGCGCGCGGCCUGUGCGUGCGUUCGUGUUGGGCGGGCGGGCCGGCUAGUUAAAUGGGCGACCUGGCAGGCAGAGACUGCCGGGAGGAGGCGGCAGCGCCGGCGCCGGCGCCGGCCGUAGGCGGGGCCGACCACCUGGUGAUCAUGGUCCACGGGAUCGUCGGGAGCACAGCCGAUUGGAAAUAUGGAGCUGAGCAAUUCCAUAAGUUGCUAGAAGACAGAGUCAUAGUUCAUUGUAGUAACAGCAACAUGCACAAGCUAACUUUAGAUGGCAUUGAUGUGAUGGGUGAACGGUUGGCACAAGAGGUUAUCGAAGAAAUCAACAAAAGACCACAGAUAACAAAGAUAUCUUUUGUUGCGCAUUCCGUUGGAGGAUUGGUUGCAAGAUAUGCUAUCGGAAGACUUUAUAGGCCUCCUGGACAAUCACUUGAAAAUUCUCCUCAAAGUUUGACAGACAGCAACAGAGGCAAUAUACAUGGGCUUGAUGCAGUCAACUUCAUAACUGUUGCAUCACCACAUCUUGGUUCUAGAGGAAACAAGCAGGUUCCUUUCCUUUUUGGAGUUACUGCGAUAGAAAAGUUUGCGUGCUGCAUCAUUCACUUCAUAUUCAGAAGAACUGGCAAGCACCUAUUUCUUACUGAUAAUGAUGAUGGAAAGCCUCCGUUGUUGCAACUUAUGGUGGAUGAUUGUGAGGACCUACGGUUCAUAUCCGCUUUGCAAGCAUUUCAGCGAAGAGUUGCAUACUCCAAUGUUGGUUACGACCACAUUGUUGGAUGGAGGACAUCAUCAAUCAGGGGGGCCUCCGAACUACCCAAGUGGGUUGAUUCGACAAGCAAGAUUUAUCCACAUAUUGUAUACGAGGAACUAUCCAAAGCAGAAACUCUUGAUCAAUGUGCUGAUGUUGCUGAUAUGGACAAGGAUAACUGCACUCUCGAAGAACGGCUUUUGAGAGGACUUAAGCGUGUGUCAUGGGAAAAGGUGGACGUCAGCUUCCAUAAUAGCAAAGCAAGAUCUGCUGCACACAGUGUAAUUCAGGUUAAAGAUCCUGUCGUCCAUAGCGAAGGUGCCGAUGUCAUAAAGCAUAUGAUCGACCAUUUCGUUACCUAGUGGAGUGCCGCCUAUCUCUGGAAACAAAGAUUGUGUUGUGAUCAUACACGAGUUGCUAACUGCGGAGUCGCUGAGCCUGGUGAGCACGUUUAUGGCAAUCCCAGGAAUCAAGUGUCAGAUAGACGGCGUUCAGAAAGUUGAUAUAUAAGUAAAUAUAUAUAUAGGGUCGUGGCAUGUCGUUCACUAAUCUUUCGCAAUUAUUAUGCAAUAUGUAUGUUGUGCGGUUUGAGCAUAGUAUCGGCUUUGUGCUUGUAAAUGUCCACCAUUGUUUUAUCAAUGUUGAUACGUUGGCGCGAGUUUUUCAAGGGGAAACGUCGCAAGGAUACUGGUGCAAAGGCACACCUGAUAUUUGACAAA
This is a messenger RNA of Triticum dicoccoides, 1477 nucleotides long. RefSeq names its product putative lipase ROG1. The record is from RefSeq and is a predicted model, not a curated record. The transcript has 10 exons. Gene Ontology annotation, biological process: lipid metabolic process. NCBI's taxonomy places the organism in Eukaryota, Viridiplantae, Streptophyta, Magnoliopsida, Poales, Poaceae. Bases 68 to 1120 code for a protein of 350 amino acids.